AUGGCACCAAUUGCGUCUUCCUUGAAAAACUUUGAUUACUUGGUGAUUGGCGGUGGUUCUGGCGGCGUGGCCAGUGCCAGACGAGCAGCGAAAUACGGCGCCAAAGUCUUGCUCAUUGAAUCCAACUUUAACAAGUUGGGCGGCACCUGCGUCAAUGUCGGGUGCGUGCCCAAGAAAGUGAUGUGGUAUGCUUCCGAUUUGGCGCACAAGAAGGCAGACUUGUUUGACUAUAAGUUGGACGAGACGAGGGAGCCAAUCAAGUACGGCGAGUUCAAUUGGGGCGAGUUCAAGGUCAAGAGAGACGCGUAUGUGACGAGAUUGAAUGGCAUCUAUGCUAACAACUUGAAAAAAGAGGGCGUUGAUUACCUAUUUGGCUUUGGGAAAUUCAUCAAUUCUCAAGGCGAUGUCGAAGUUAAAUUGAGCGGCGAUCAAGAAAUCCCCUGGUUGGAGCUGGGCAAACAGUAUAAGAAAGGCGAGACUUUGGUUUUCAGUGCUGAUAAGGUCUUGAUUGCCACUGGUGGAACCGCGAUUAUCCCUCCUGAUACCCCAGGUGCCGACUUGGGCAUCACCUCGAAUGGGUUCUUCGACUUGGAACGCCAGCCUAAACGCGUGGCCAUUGUUGGCGCCGGGUACAUUGGCGUGGAGUUCUCGGGUGUCUUCAAUGGAUUGGGCACCCAAGUCGACUUUAUCAUCAGAAGAGACACCGUGUUGCGUGCAUUUGACGACAUUAUUCAAAACACCAUCACUGACCACUAUAUCGAUAACUUGGGCGUCAACAUCAUCAAGAACUCGGGUGUGAAAAAGAUUGAAACCGCCAAAGAUGACCCGCUGAAGAAAAUCGUCACCUUGAUCAAUGACGACACCUUGGUAGUUGACGAUGUCAUCUGGACCGUGGGCAGGAAAUCGCUAGUUGAUUUGGGGUUGGAGCACGUUGGCGUCAAGCUCAACGAAAGAGGCCAAGUUGAAGCUAACGAGUAUCAAGCCACUGCCAACCCCAAGAUCUUCUCCUUGGGUGAUGUUGUCGGCAAAGUCGAAUUGACUCCAGUGGCCAUUGCCGCGGGACGUAAGUUGUCGAAUAGAUUAUUCGGGGGUCCCGAGUUUAAAGAUGCACAUUUGGACUACAACUAUAUCCCCUCGGCGGUGUUUUCGCAUCCCGAGUGUGGAUCCAUUGGGUUAUCUACUCAAGAAGCAAUUGCCAAAUACGGCAAGGACAAUGUCAAGGUUUACAAUUCCAAAUUCACCGCGAUGUACUAUGCCAUGGUUGAGAACCCCAAGCACAAGAGCCCAACCGUUUAUCGUAUCGUGACCCAGGGCCCCGAUGAAAAAGUGGUUGGUUUGCAUUUGGUUGGUGAUGGCAGUGCUGAGAUCUUGCAAGGGUUCGGCGUGGCUAUCAAGAUGGGUGCUACAAAGGCAGAUUUCGAUAAUUGCGUAGCUAUCCAUCCUUCUUCGGCUGAAGAAUUGGUCACCAUGACCUAG
Messenger RNA from Lodderomyces beijingensis, 1476 nucleotides. The record is from the annotation of a GenBank genome assembly. NCBI's taxonomy places the organism in Eukaryota, Fungi, Ascomycota, Pichiomycetes, Serinales, Debaryomycetaceae.